Molecule: messenger RNA, 1758 nt
Organism: Necator americanus (New World hookworm)
Lineage: Eukaryota; Metazoa; Nematoda; Chromadorea; Rhabditida; Ancylostomatidae
Exons: 15
Coding region: 1-1758 (585 amino acids)
Cellular component (GO): membrane
Molecular function (GO): acetyl-CoA transmembrane transporter activity
Source: RefSeq, a predicted model, not a curated record
AUGCACGAUGUUUUUAUCGAUAUAGACGAGGAUCUGGCGUUAGUGAUGGCGAAUCGGGUGCGUCGGCGAAAUCGUGGACUUAGCUCCAGUGGAGAUGUUAUGGCAAAAGAGCCGGACUUUGGCUUCUCUGAUGCUGGUCCUCAUGUUCCGAUGGUUUACCGUCCAAGUGAUAGCGGCGAUGAAGCAGAUAGUAUUUCCUAUAAAUACGUUUCAGUGAGCUCAGGUGGGAACUGGUUCACUCGUACGCGCGAAUCCCUCCGAGGUGACAUCUCAUCUAUCUGUCUUCUUCUCUUCUUAUACUUGUUACAGGGUGUACCGCUAGGUCUUAUUGGAGCAAUUCCACUUUUGUUGCAAGGCAGAAAUGUUUCUUAUGGGCAGCAAGCUGUGUUCUCCUUCGCCUAUUGGCCGUUUAGUAUGAAACUUCUAUGGGCCCCCGUUGUCGACUCUGUCUAUUGGAAACGCAUUGGUCGACGAAAAUCAUGGAUGGUUCCUUGCCAAUACCUUAUCGGCUUAUUCAUGCUCGUUCUUUCAUUCCGAGUCUCGUACAUAAUGGGAGAAGGAACAGAUUCCGCCCCUAAUGUUCUCCUUCUAAUGUUAAUAUUUUUACCACUGAACUUUCUCGCAGCUACUCAGGAUAUUGCGGUGGAUGGUUGGGCUUUGACUAUCUUAUCAAGGAAAAACGUCGGAUAUGCAUCUACAUGCAAUGCUGUUGGUCAAACUGCAGGAUAUUUUCUUGGAAAUGUGGUAUUCCUUUCGUUGGAAUCAGCAGACUUCGCUAACACUUUUCUUCGUUCGGCGGAGAAUCAGAAGCCCUACGGAAUUGUUGACUUAGCAGGUUUCGUUUUUUUCUGGGGUUGGGUGUUCAUUAUAUCGACCACGUUGGUUCUGAUUUUCAAAAAGGAGGUUGACAACUCCUUGCAGAAUUCCUCGGGUAACAGUGAGGAUAACGAUGACGAAAAAGAGCUUGACCUGGGGAUUACUGAGACAUACACUGUUUUGUGGAAGAUUUUGAAAUUGAAACCUAUGUUGUGGAUGCUUGUUAUUCUUCUCACUGGAAAGAUUGCGUUCGCAGCGACUGAUGGCAUCACUGGUUUGAAGUUAAUUGGUAUGGGCAUGCCAAAAGAUAGAUUGGCCAGCUUUGGGUUGUUCCUAACUCCACUUCAGAUCUUACUUCCAUGGAUGAUUGGAAAGUGGACUGCUGGACCAAGACCACUCAACAUUUUCUUGUUAGCUUACCCGUACAGGUUGUUCGUUGGCGGAAUUUUUGCUGCUCUUGUGUACUUCACUCCUUCAUUCAAACUUGAUUCGGGUAAAUUUAACAACACUGUUUAUGUAGUAUGGAUCAUCGGAUAUGUAUUCCACCAGGUGGCAACAUACUGCAUGUUCGUAUCGAUGAUGGCAUUCAAUGCUCAAGUUUCUGAUCCUCGCAUUGGAGGCACUUACAUGACAUUACUGAAUACUUUGAACAAUCUCGGCGGGAACUGGCCCGUGACGGUGAUUCUAUCCGUGACAGACUGGUUCACCUACAAGGACUGCGUUGUCAAGGGUACCAAACACAUCUUAUAUUCGUGCAACACCAAGGACCUCGCUGAACAAUGUGCCGCAGGAGGCGAUGUGUGCGAGAUGGCUAUCGAUGGCUAUUACAUCGCCGUGGCUAUUUGUUCGGUAGUAGGAUUAAUCUGGUAUAAAUUGUUGUUCAACAAAAUCAAAUACCUCCAAAAAAUCCCACGUUCGGACUGGGGUGUAAUUAAAAAGUAG